CCCAGGAAGCACUCCACAAACCUUUGAACAAACUCCCGUCAACUGUGUCUAGGGCACGAAGCGACCCUGUCAACUCCCCUCCAUCUCCAGAGCUCAAUCGACAAUCGUCAAGGCACCUUUAAUUUUUUUUCGCUCCACACGACGCGACAACAAGCAGCAGGUCAACCAUCGCCUCAACUCGUGGACGGACAAUCCAUCAAAGCACGACAUCCAUAUCAACUCAACAUGUCUACCGUUGCGGAGAAAGCUACUGAUGCUCCUGCGGCUGCUGUCGCUGAGGUGACCAACGCUCUGGCCGACACGUCCCUCGCGGGCAAGGACGACGCUGCGACGCUCGCCAGCGCCGCCGAAGGUCGCCGCCUCUACAUCGGAAACCUGGCCUACGCGACAACGGAGGGGGGUUUGAGGGACUUCUUCAAGGGCUACCUUGUUGAGUCCGUCUCCAUUCCCAAGAACCCUCGGACCGACCGUCCUGUCGGUUACGCCUUUGUCGACGUUUCGACUCCCAGCGAGGCUGAGCGGGCCAUCGCUGAACUGUCUGGCAAGGAGAUCCUGGAGCGCAAGGUCUCGGUCCAGCUGGCUCGCAAGCCGGAGUCCAACGAGAAGACCGAGGGUGCCAAUGCGGAGGGCGGUGCUGAAGGUGCCCGCCGCCGCCAGUCCACUCGUGGCCGCGGUCGUGCCGGUCGUGGCCGUGGUGGACGCGCUCGUGGUGGACGUGGCAGUGGUGACGAGAAGAAGGAGGAGGGCGCUGCUGCCACGGAGGACGCUGCUGCUCAGCCUGCGGCCCUGAAAGACGUUACCAACGAGGCCACCGGCGAGAAGGACAAGAACACCAAAGACAACAAGGACAGCAAGCCCGCCAAGGCUCAGGCUCGCCCCCGUGAGCGUCGCGAGCGUGGUCCCCCGGCUGACGGCAUCCCGUCCAAGACCAAGGUCAUGGUUGCUAACCUUCCCUAUGACCUGACCGAAGAGCGGCUCAAGGAGCUCUUCACCGCUUACCAGCCCUUGUCGGCCAAGAUUGCCCUUCGCCCGAUCCCGCGGUUCAUGAUCAAGAAGCUCCAGGCUCGUGGCGAGCCGCGCAAGGGCCGUGGGUUCGGCUUCGUCACUUUGGCGUCGGAGGAGCUGCAGCAGAAGGCUGUCGCUGAGAUGAACGGCAAGGAGAUUGAGGGCCGCGAGAUUGCAGUCAAGGUUGCCAUUGACAGCCCUGACAAGACGGACGAUGAUGUCGCUGCCGCCGAGGCGGCGCAUGCCAACGGCACCAAGCAGGGCGAGGCUGACGCUACUGAAGCCGCACCUGCUGAGGCCGCUCCUGCCACGGCUUCGGCCUAGAAGAUGAUGCAUCACUCUUGACGAGUUUUGCAGCAUACACAUGAAAUGGAGAUGAGCUUGCACGCGCUUUUAUUAUUCGGCAACUUCCCUCCUUCGUCUGUAUUAGUUUUGGAAGCGCGGUGCAUCAGUUCUUUUAUGACCGGCAAUGGGUGGAUGACCUCUCUUUUCCUUUCGCCGAUGGGCUAGACAUGACACUCAGGGAAGAUGAUUAAGUGGUGGGGAUAGUAGUUCUGGCGUCGGGUCCUGGGAUUUUGCACGGGCUUCUCAAAAGGGCUCCCUCCGGGUAGAGUUCGGGGACACAUUAUGCGCCAUCUCGCGGCUUUCUGCAGUCGAUAUCCGCUAAUAUCCUCAUGACUUACCCCUUAACCGUCUUUAUUUCCUUAUCUACACGACGCGAAGACACACGGGCUUUUACUUACCUCUUGUUUUCCAUCUCGCAUUCUCCAGGGAUGUACACUAGUCCAUCGCCCAGAUGGGAAGGGUGCUAGUUGGUCUCCGAAUAUACGGUCAUCCGGUGAUGUGAACAUGAUAUAUGUGCCUUGGGGCACGUGUCCAACG
Messenger RNA from Thermothielavioides terrestris NRRL 8126, 1887 nucleotides. RefSeq lists its product as uncharacterized. The record is from RefSeq and is a predicted model, not a curated record. The transcript is spliced from 4 exons. The coding region runs from base 226 to 1329 and encodes 367 amino acids. Gene Ontology annotation, molecular function: RNA binding. Lineage: Eukaryota; Fungi; Ascomycota; Sordariomycetes; Sordariales; Chaetomiaceae.